CGUGCAUACACAACUUCUCUAUUACUAGACCAAAACUUCUCAUCACUUGUGGCUAUAUAUAUAGAAAGCCCACAUGUUCCCCUUUUCUCCUCAAAUCACCACUUCAAGUUUGCUCAUAAUAGGAAAAACACCACUUCAUUGUUUCUUUACUUAAGCUUGCUAAACAACUAUGUUCCCUCUUCUCUACCUUCUCCUAGCUCUUCCCAUCAUCCUAACCCUCCUGUUUCGUCCCCGAAACCACAAGAAAGCCAACACUACUAGUUCUCGUUACUGUCUCCCACCUGGUCCUCCAUGUCUUCCCUUCAUAGGCAAUUUGCUCCAAAUCGAUGGUUCCAUUCCUCAUAUCUCUCUGAGGCAGCUCUCUCGCGUGUACGGACCUCUCAUGUCGUUGAGACUGGGUCGUGUUCGAGUCCUCGUGGCCUCCUCGGCCAGAAUGGCCGAGGAGGUCCUCAAAACACACGACCUCGCCCUCUGUACCAGGCCUCCAAGGGCAGGCCAGCAAAAACUGUCCUACAACGGCAUCGACUUGGCAUUUUCGCCGUUUGGUGUUUAUUGGAGGGCGAUGAGGAAAACAUGUAUAGUCCAUCUCUUCAACUCCAACCGAGUCCAGAGUCUGGCUCCCAUUCGUGCUCAAGAGGUUCGCAAAGUGAUGGAGAAGGUAUCGAAAUCAUCGUUCGAGUCGAAACCUUUCAACUUGUCGGAUGCCAUGAUUUCCCUAGCCGGUACGAUCGUUUGUCGUAUGGCUUUCCACAAGGGGUCGUACGAGGAGGUUGGUGAAGAGGGAAGUAGGGUCCAAGGUUUGAUAAAUGAAACCCAAGCCAUGUUCACAAGCUUCUUCUUCUCCAACCAUUUCCCUCUCCUGGGGUUUGUUGAUAGCCUCACGGGGUUGAACCGUCGUCUUGAUAAGACUUUCCAAGAACUUGACCGGUUCUGUCAGGAAACGGUUGACGAGUAUCUGAACCCAAAUAGAGUAAAGCACGAGCACGACGACGUUUUGGACGUUUUGGUUCGAACCAUGAAUGAUGGGUCCUCUAGGUUCCGGCUCACGGUGGACCACGUCAAAGCAAUUGUCAUGCAGAACUUAUUUAUCGCCGGGACAGAUACAGCAGCGGCUGCUUUGGUAUGGACAAUGACAUACCUAAUGAAGAAUCCCACAGCAAUGGAGAAAGCUCAAGAAGAAGUACGACAAGUCGUUGGAAGGGACAAAGGUUUUGUAGAUGAACAAGAUGUCAAACAACUACCUUACCUUAAAGCUGUGGUCAAGGAGACAAUGAGAUUGCAACCUCCGGCUCCAUUGCUAAUCCGAGAAUCAAAUGAAGAUUGCAUCUUAGGCGGGUACACAAUUCCACCUAAGACCGUGGUUCAUGUCAAUGUAUAUGCCAUUGGAAGGGAUCGAGAAAUUUGGGGAGACGAUUCUGAAGAGUUUAGGCCGGAGAGAUUCAUGGAAAAGUCGGUUGAUGAUAAUAAGAAGGGCUUGGAUUUCGAUAUGGUGCCGUUCGGAGGUGGAAGAAGGAUGUGUCCUGGAAUGCACAUGGGGCUUGCAAUUGUGCAUCUCACUCUGGCUAAUUUGCUUUAUGGGUUUGAUUGGGGAAUGCCGGUUGGAAUGGAGAGGCAAGAUCUGGAUAUGGAAGUGAUUUUGGGCCUCACCAUGCACAAGAAAAAUGCUCUUUGCCUUAUGGCAAGAAAAUAUGUAUGAAGGCAAAAUAGGCUGGUGUGAUAAGGGCACCUUUUUGUUUAUGUUUUUUUGUGUCUUUAUGGGGUUUCAUACAAGUAAUCGAAGCGACUCUGAUAUAUACAUGUAUCCCUGUUCAUCUGGAUGCUCGGUUUGACUUGGUAUAAUUAUCACAGGCUUAUAUUUUUUUUUACAAAUCUAAUAUAUAUUUUGUGUUUAAAA
This is a messenger RNA of Linum tenue, 1894 nucleotides long. The record is from the annotation of a GenBank genome assembly. Lineage: Eukaryota; Viridiplantae; Streptophyta; Magnoliopsida; Malpighiales; Linaceae.